GCGCCUCACAUUAGAAUUACUGCACUGGCCAGAAUAAGUUGGAUCUCUUCUUCUCUUCAGUGAAACCCUAAAUCAUAUCAAAAGCUAAAGGGAUGUGGAGAGUCCGGAAAAAGGGCUACUUUGGAAUUUGGACAUUCCUUUUAAUAGUAGCUGUGGUCUGUGCACAGAGUGCCAAUGACCCUAGCAAUAUGUCACUGGUUAAAGAGACGGUGGAUAGACUGCUGAAAGGCUAUGACAUUCGUCUAAGGCCAGAUUUUGGAGGUCCUCCUGUGGCUGUGGGCAUGAAUAUAGACAUAGCCAGCAUAGAUAUGGUAUCAGAAGUCAAUAUGGACUAUACCCUGACAAUGUACUUUCAGCAAGCUUGGCGAGAUAAGAGGCUGUCAUAUAAUGUAAUACCUUUAAAUCUCACGUUGGACAAUAGAGUAGCUGAUCAGCUCUGGGUGCCUGACACAUACUUCCUGAACGACAAGAAGUCAUUUGUGCACGGGGUGACUGUCAAGAAUAGGAUGAUUCGUCUGCAUCCUGAUGGGACUGUCCUUUAUGGCCUCAGAAUUACAACCACAGCUGCUUGCAUGAUGGACCUGCGCAGAUAUCCUCUGGAUGAACAGAACUGCACCCUGGAGAUUGAGAGUUAUGGCUAUACGACUGAUGACAUUGAAUUUUACUGGCGUGGAGAUGAUAAUGCAGUGACAGGAGUGACAAAGAUAGAAUUGCCACAGUUCUCUAUUGUUGAUUACAAACUGAUUACCAAGAAGGUUGUUUUCUCCACAGGCUCUUACCCCAGACUGUCCCUCAGCUUCAAGCUUAAGAGAAACAUCGGAUACUUCAUCUUGCAGACCUAUAUGCCCUCCAUUCUGAUUACUAUUCUCUCAUGGGUUUCCUUCUGGAUUAACUAUGAUGCCUCAGCAGCACGAGUAGCUUUAGGAAUUACCACGGUACUCACAAUGACAACCAUCAAUACUCAUCUUCGAGAAACUCUCCCCAAAAUUCCUUAUGUGAAAGCCAUUGACAUGUAUCUUAUGGGGUGUUUUGUCUUUGUGUUCAUGGCACUGCUGGAGUAUGCACUGGUCAACUACAUCUUCUUUGGUAGGGGACCCCAACGUCAAAAGAAAGCAGCUGAAAAAGCUGCCAAUGCCAACAAUGAGAAGUUGCGCAUGGAUGUCAACAAGAUUUUUUAUAAAGAUAUUAAACAAAAUGGGACCCAAUAUCGAUCUCUCUGGGACCCUACUGGAAACCUCUCCCCAACUAGACGGACUACCAAUUACGAUUACUCUCUGUAUACGAUGGACCCCCAUGAAAACAUCUUAUUGAGCACCCUCGAAAUAAAAAAUGAAAUGGCCACCUCUGAGGCAGUAAUGGGACUGGGAGACCCAAGAAGCACCAUGUUGGCCUAUGACGCUUCAAGUAUCCAAUACCGGAAAGCUGGUUUGCCCAGACACAGCUUUGGCCGCAAUGCCCUGGAGCGACACGUGGCACAAAAGAAGAGCCGACUACGGAGGCGUGCCUCCCAGCUGAAAAUCACCAUCCCCGACUUGACUGAUGUAAAUGCCAUAGAUCGAUGGUCACGUAUAUUCUUUCCUGUUGUUUUUUCCUUCUUCAAUAUUGUCUAUUGGCUUUAUUAUGUGAACUAAAAAGUAGCAUCUCAUGGGAACAAAAGACUGGAUUUCUCUUCAAACUGGUUGUACAGCCAAAAGUGGGACUUGGAAAAAAUCUUUUCAGGAAAAAAAAUUAUUUUAAAACACCUUAGUUGCUGGCCUAUUCUAUGGUUCAUUUCAUACCAUUUGGAUUGCUUCUGCUAAACACUUCUUUAUGCUACAAUCUAUGUAUUUUUUUUCCCAGUUAAAAUAGAAGUGUAUUUGGUGCGUGAUGGCCAAAUUCGGUUCUGACAUGCCGUUUCCAUUUUAUAUGCUUAGGAUUCACUCAACCUAUACAAGUGGGAAAGUAUUGAGGAAAUAGUCUUAAUGAGGUGUAAUAGCAAUGUGAAUCAUUUCCUUGUGUAAUGGGCAUGUCUAACUGUUCCACAGCUUGAUUUCUAAAGGAAAGAAAUAUGUCAAAUUGAUAUUAUGCUUAGAGAUCAUUCACAGUUCGCAGAGAAUACUCUCAACACAAGUUGAAAAUAGUACUAAAGAUCAUAAAGUGAUGUUAGAGUGGUAAUGAUGAUGAUGAUGGUGAUGAUGAUGAUGAUAAUGAUGACAAGUCACUAUUUCCCACCACCUUGCAAAGGUUUUGGUUAGUUCACUAAUAAAAAAUUGGCAUUUGACAUGCAGUGCCACCCUUGCAAGUAAUAAGAAGUCAGGGAAACUAAGGUUGCCUUCUCUAGCUCCAUUAAAUGUUGGCAAAGUACUACAGUUAGAAAACCCUGUGCUAAGAAAAAGGAGACUGGUGGUGGUAGUUGCUAUUGUUUUAAGUGUGAUGGGGGGAGCUGGAGAGGUUGGGCAUUUCAUAGGAAAACUAUUUCACAGUUCCCUACAGCAUUUGUUUGUACCCUGCCUUUUAUGUAAAAGGAGUGGGUUAGUCUUCAGAGAAUAGCAGAAAAACUAGAGAAAGAUUUUUAAAGAUAUAAAAGAUUUUUUAAAAAAUAUAUAAGCAGCCAAGCAUGUCUCUUAUCAGCUCUAUGCACCAUCAGGGUACAUAUGAACAAAGGGUAGUGACCAAUGAUGAACUGGGCAGGAUUUGUAUCCAACUUCAUAAGUUUAGGUGCAUUGUAUCUAUUGAUACUUUGAUGUGCAAACUAUUCAGAAGACAGAAAAGAAUGAGUAAGAUUAUGGGAAUCAAUAGUACCUGAGAUGUUUGACAAAGAAUUUGGCGUGAACCUUGCUUGUAUCAUGGCGUUCAGUUGACAAACAGGGUGGAUCCCCCCCCCAACCAAUGCUUAUUACUUCUGUGGAAUUUACCACAAUAUGUUUCCUGAAUUGAAUGGGAUGCUCUUAAAUGAAGUUCAUUGCUUUAGAAAGGUGAAGGGUCCUCUCAUGUCUUUGUUGCCUCUGAAAUCUGAUCACUGCUUCUUUUGAAAAAUUAAAGCUUUAUAUUAGUAAAUAAGUAUUGGGGGAUUCAGUAAAUUG
Molecule: messenger RNA, 3062 nt
Organism: Vombatus ursinus (common wombat)
Lineage: Eukaryota; Metazoa; Chordata; Mammalia; Diprotodontia; Vombatidae
Gene: GABRB2
Product: gamma-aminobutyric acid type A receptor beta2 subunit
Exons: 10
Coding region: 93-1631 (512 amino acids)
Biological process (GO): nervous system process; signal transduction; chemical synaptic transmission
Cellular component (GO): neuron projection; synapse; GABA-A receptor complex
Molecular function (GO): neurotransmitter receptor activity; GABA-A receptor activity; extracellular ligand-gated monoatomic ion channel activity
Source: RefSeq, a predicted model, not a curated record